UGGCUCGAGCGAGCGUAGCCAGUCGGCUCCAGAGCAUUUCGGUGGCCCCCCUCAGCGGCCACUCCAGCACGCGAGCCUCGUUCGGCCUCUUUCCGAGCGCUUUCGUCGCACACCAGGAUGUCCGGCGAGGGGGUCACCGUGACCGGUGCCGAGGAGUACCCCGUCUUCGAGUCGUUCGACGACUACGACCUGCACGAGAACCUCCUCCGCGGCAUUUACUCGUACGGCUUUGAGAAGCCCAGCGCCAUCCAGCAGCGCGGGAUCAAGCCGAUCUUGGACGGGCGUGACACCAUCGGGCAGGCGCAGUCCGGAACGGGCAAGACCGCCACCUUCGUGAUAGGUUGCCUACAGCGCAUCGACUAUGGCAUCAAGGCCUGUCAGGCGCUGAUCCUGGCUCCCACGCGGGAACUGGCGAACCAGAUCCAGAAGGUUGCCCUCGCGCUGGGCGACUACCACUCGGUCCGGUGCCACGCCUGCAUCGGCGGCACCUCGGUUCGGGACGACAUCGACAAGCUCAGGGAAGGGCAGCACCUGGUGGUCGGGACCCCGGGGCGCGUGUACGACAUGAUCGGGAAGCGGCACCUGCGAGUCGACGAGCUCAUCACUUUCGUCCUUGACGAGGCCGACGAGAUGUUGUCGCGCGGCUUCAAGGAUCAGAUUUACGAUAUCUUCAAGACGCUGCCCCCAAACAUCCAGGUUUGCCUGUUCUCGGCAACCAUGCCGCCUGACAUCCUGGACCUCACCACCAAAUUCAUGCGCGACGCCAUCCGGAUCCUCGUGAAGAAAGACGAGCUGACGUUGGAGGGUAUCCGCCAGUUCUACGUCGCCAUCGAGAAGGAGGAGUGGAAGUUGGACACGCUCUGCGACCUGUACGAGACCCUCACCAUCACGCAGGCGAUCAUCUAUUGCAACACCCGCCGCAAGGUCGAUUUCCUCGCCGACCAGCUCGCGAAGCGAGACUUCACCAUCUCGACCAUGCACGCAGAGCUCGAUCAGAAGGAGCGCGACCUCGUCAUGCGCGAGUUCCGUUCUGGUUCGUCGCGCGUGCUCAUUUCGACUGACCUGCUCGCCCGCGGCAUCGACGUGCAGCAGGUUUCUCUCGUGAUCAAUUUUGACCUCCCGCAGAACAUGGAGAACUACCUGCACCGCAUCGGACGCAGCGGGCGUUUCGGUCGAAAGGGUGUCGCCAUCAACUUUGUGACGAACAAUGACGUCCGCACGAUGAAGGAUAUCGAGCGGUUCUACCACACUCAGAUCGAGGAGAUGCCAAUGGACAUCGCGGACCUUAUCUGAGCGUGGUGUUGUGGCUCCACGCACUGUUUGUCGUCAAAAUUGACGCCAAAGUUUUGCUUGCGCAUUCCAGCCCGUUUGCAUGACCGUCAGUUCACAUUUCUCGUUUUUCCUUUCCGCUUGAUGACCUACUCUCAGGGUUCAGGAGAGAUCGACCAGCUUUUGCCCCUGGCUACCUUUCUCGCCUCCAUGUGCUUCUGACCCUCUCCGUGUUGCUCUCUUCUGGCCUCUACAGUGCCGGAUAGGAUCUGGCUCUUGCGGUCUCAGAGCGCCUUUUCGAGCCGUAUGGUCUUCUGCGGCGAAAAGGCCUGCAGCGAUGAGGCUGGGCUCGAUCGAGCCAUUUGCAGUAUGAAGGCAUGUCACUGCGAGGCCGCUCGUGGCACAGCGGUAAUUGGGCGGAUCUUGGAUGUCCCGACGACCAUCUACCAACAUGACAUCCAGGAUCCCCUACACUGGGCAAAGAUUGCAGCCAAGGUGUUUCAAUACCGUACCUAGCUGCUGCGAAUUAAUGCGUGAGUUCUCCCCUUCAAAUUCCAUACCUACGGGGCCCAAUGCUCGCGCUCUUCUUGCCUGCGGCCACUCUUGUCUGCAGCCGAGAUCACAGGUCGGCCUCCCAUUCCCUGUCCGCACGACGUGGGACUCAUCGAUGUACUCCCAGAGCGCAGGACCACGGUAGUUCGGAUUCGGAGCCGAUCGGAGCCGAGCCCCCCUCUUGCGUCGCCGCAGAGGGGGUAGCCCUUCUGACUUGUACAGAGCAGUUCAGGGCAGUGGGCACAUUUAGGAGGGAAACCUUGCGCCUCAGACGCUGAGAGUGGGCGCAUCGGCGAGGAGAACGCCCUGCGCCUCGCGCGCAGGCCCAGACCUCCAGCUCUUGUCCGCCACCAUCGGCGACCUGAGGGCGCUUCCGCGACCUGGG
Messenger RNA from Prorocentrum cordatum, 2206 nucleotides. Lineage: Eukaryota; Dinophyceae; Prorocentrales; Prorocentraceae. The record is from the annotation of a GenBank genome assembly.